This is a messenger RNA of Culex quinquefasciatus (southern house mosquito), 1705 nucleotides long. RefSeq lists its product as uncharacterized. The coding region runs from base 58 to 1659 and encodes 533 amino acids. The transcript has 2 exons. Gene Ontology annotation, cellular component: nucleus. Lineage: Eukaryota; Metazoa; Arthropoda; Insecta; Diptera; Culicidae. The record is from RefSeq and is a predicted model, not a curated record.
CAAGGCCUGUACACCCUAGCACGCUCGGACAUUCCCGGCGGGUGCACUCCGAUAAACAUGAGGGCGGAGAUCAGGAAGUACGACGGAACGCCAACGAUCGUAAUCUACUACCGCUCGCUGUUCGAACCCUUGAACCAACGGGAUUGGGCUGGAACCCUGUGCGGAGGUCGCUACGAGUUGGCGUUUCAGAUUAUGGACCGCUUUCUGAAGCGACUGACGCAGCUGGGAGCAAAGUUGGUGUUUUUCGGUACCGGGCCCAGCCGCCGUGCCGACAGGAUUACGAAGGACAGCAACAGAAAGUACCACGAAUACUGGUUAAAAAUAGUUGACCUUGUGGACAAGGGAACCGAAAUUGACAAAAUAUGCAAAGGGCAUAUUCCGGACAACACCAACUAUCCGGUGAAGCUGCUGGCAAAGCGGUAUGGUCAGUUCCGGGUUCCGACCGAGGGCGACUGCAAGAAGGAGAUGGUCGCUUAUGCGCAAUCCGUCGGUGCGUUGGCCAUUAUUUCCAACAAUUCGGAUUUUAUGAUUUUUGAAGGAUCGUGGCGGUUCUGGUGCUCGAAGCGCAUCGAUUUCGAGAAGCUAACCGCGGAGGAAUUCGACCGUUCGGCGGUGCGUCAGCAUUUGGGACUGCAAACCAUCCAGCAGAUGGCGAUUCUUAGCACUCUGGCUAGCGGCAAUGUUUUUCUUCGAAGCGAAGAAACCUUUUCGUUCUUGGCUGGUCAUUCGAACAGUCCAGAAGGGAAGCUUGGUUCGGUCGCAGAAUUCGUGCGUCGACCGCAUGACGACGUGCUAGUGGACAUUUUCGGACUGGCAGCCAACGCAGGCGACCUGAGAGAGCGUUUCCAGAAAGGGUUGGACUUUUACGGAACGGAAGGUUCCCUGUCCGACGGUCUGGAUCUGAACUUGUUCAAAGAACAAGAUUUCCAUAAGAUGUGGACUGGAUUCCCGAUUGAAAUUAUCGACUGCCGCGUUGAAUUGCGUCAUGAUGGGCCCAGCUAUUUGACCCUUUCGAUCCGGCUCUUGCUGCGAGCAGCAGCCAUAAUCGGAUACCACCGUCAGCCCAAACACACGGAUCAUGAGUUCCUCCUGUUCAAGAAACACGACUCAGAUUACACCGAGGAAAUCCAUCCGUUAACCUUCCCGCAGCAUGUUGUGCCACCCACACUGGAGGCAAUGUUCUCCGAAGAUCCGGCCACUCGCGUCAACCUUGCCGACACGAAACUGCAGCUAUACAGCUGGAUCAUCUCCGACUCGCUCGAUCAUCGCCAGCUCGCGUCGAUUCCACCAAAGUUGAUGCCAACGGUUGCCGCGAUCUACCUGCUGGCCGAAGCUCAGCUCAUCGAUCUCUUCGAAGCGGACCUGCUGCUCGAGGUGGCCUACCAGAUCGCGUUCCAAGCGUAUGACAUGUUCCGCAUUCGGUACCCCAAGAGGCUGGAUCCGCGAGCGUUCCGCGUGGCUCUGUUCUACGCGACCAUCUGCCGGUACACAACGAAGGCGCUCACAGCGGUCGGUUUGGACACGUGCCAGUACCCGGGUUAUCCGCUGUUCGACGGGGUGCUGUUCCACAAUCUGUACCGGAAGUGGGCACGAGGCCUCGGGGAGAUCGAGACGAUUGAGCAGUGGAGGAUUUAUGCUGAUAUUUUUGUGGAGCCAUAGAGCGUGAUUUGGAAGCCUUACAGAGCAGGAACUGUUAACUGUUACA